CGAGAGAAACGACUUGUUAAAUUACAGCAGCAGCUAGAAACGCAGCAAAGUAACCUGAACUUUAUCGAAAAAGAUCCGUUGAAAAAGGCGAUCUUAAAGAAAGGUUUGGAUAUUGUGAAAAAACGGAUUGACGGCUUGAGCGAGGAACCAUCCACUUCAAAAUCUGAAAGCGAUUUGAACGCUGAACUUGAAGGAGAAUGGUGUACCGUCGGGGAUGUGGCUGCCCUUGACAAAGAAGUGGAAAGGGCGGUUAAAGCCGUGGAAACGGCUCGUAAUGGGAACAUGAGCAGUGAAACAGUGGAAAAAGCUGAAACUAGAAGAGCAGAGAUGAUGGAACGACGACGGGCAACGUUGGCUGCUCUACAAAAGAUGAAAUCUGCUGAGGAGGGAUUGCAGAGCAUAGCUGCAUCUGUGGAGGCGACGAGUAGCAGUGAUAUAUCGUUGUCGGGUACGAUCAUUGAGCUGAAACAUGCCCGUGCACGUCUUGCAUCCUACGGAAAUCUCAAAAAAGAAGCAGAAAGGGCGGCAGAGAAGAUGUUAGCAUUGGAUGACAACGUUCCUCAAUCAAUAACGCAAUCUACUCGAAAACGCAUUCGAGAGUUGGGAGAUAAAUGGAGAGAGUUGGAGAAUACAAUAGAGGAUCACUUGAGUUGCGCCCGAAAAGAACAAAAGCGAUCUGUGCAA
Strongylus vulgaris is the source of this 684-nucleotide messenger RNA. NCBI's taxonomy places the organism in Eukaryota, Metazoa, Nematoda, Chromadorea, Rhabditida, Strongylidae. The record is from the annotation of a GenBank genome assembly.